GCGCUCGAUGUCACGACGCCGUGCGCGCCGCGUGCGCGGAUCGGCUCGUUCGCUCUCAACCCCACGUCACCUACCACGGAGAACCACCACCACCACCAGCAGCACCACCACCAGCAGCACCACCACCACCACCAGCAGCACCACCACCACCACCAGCAGCAGCACCACCAGCAGCACCACCACCACCAGCAGCAGCAGCACCAGCAGCAGCGGCAGUGGCGGCUGCUGGCAGGAACGGACCACUUCGACACAACGGCGUCUGGUGAUUGUUGUGAGAAAAUGACACCGCCGACACGGCUGCAAAGAAGCUGACGAUCCUGAGCCGCCGGAGGUGGCAGGGGGCGGCGGGGAGGGCGGUACGGCCGUGCAGAGACAGCAUGCCGAUGAAACUCGCUCCCUUCAAGCCGACGCUAUGCUGCCUCCUGGCGCUGCUCGUCCAUGCCAAGGGGGCCGCGUUGUCCCCCGUCGCCAAGGACUUCUGCGUCGUGGGCGCCGGGCCAUCCGGCCUGCAGAUGGGCUACUACCUCGAGCAGUCCCGGCGAGAUUACGUCAUCCUGGAGAGAAGUGGUGCCCCGGGUCCCUUCUUCGCCCUGUAUCCGCGGCACCGCAAGCUCAUCAGCAUCAACAAGCGGCACACGGGCAAGCGCAACAAAGAGUUCAACCUUCGCCACGACUGGAACUCCCUGCUGAGCCACGACGAGACGAUGCUCUUCCGCCACUAUUCCCGAGACUUUUUCCCGCACGCCGACGACAUGGUGCGAUACCUGAGCGAUUACGCCAAGCGGUUCCGCCUGAAUGUGCGCUACAACACGAACGUGACCGAGAUCAGGGCCACGGCAGACAGCAGCGCCUGGAACGGACACCGCUUUGUCCUCGGGGACCAGAGUGGCAACGAGUGGCGGUGCCAGGUUCUGUUGGUGGCCACGGGCAUGUGGCUGCCCAGAGUUCCCCAGUUCAUCGGCUCGGAGCUGGUGGAGGGCUACGAAGACGUGUCGGUGAACCCGAGUGACUUCGAGGGUCAGAGCGUGCUGAUCCUGGGCCGGGGGAACUCCGCGUUCGAGACGGCCGACAACAUCAUGGGCUCCACCAACCUCGUGCACAUGCUGGGCCGAUCCCACCUUCGCCUCUCCUGGGCCACGCACUACGUCGGAGACCUCAGAGCCAUCAACAAUGGCCUGCUGGACACGUACCAACUCAAGUCCCUCGACGGUUUGCUGGAGGCGCCCAUGGAGGCCAUGGCGGUGGUGCGCAAUCGGCAGGGGAAGCUGCGCGUUCUGUUGCACGACGCGGACGGGAGGAAGUCGCUGACGAAUGGCGGCCACUCGAAAAUUAUCGACCCCAGCAAGAACAAGGACAACUUCUCCCUCCGCGAGCCGUACGACCGCAUCGUCCGCUGCCUGGGCUUUGAAUUUGACUUCUCGAUUUUUCACAGCUCGACAAAGACCAAAGCUGGAUCAGGUCAGAAGAAAAAAUACCCAAAGAUAAAGGCAGACUACGAAUCGCCCACCACGAGAGGGAUGUUUUUCAUUGGCACGAUCAGCCACUCGGUAGACCACAGAAAGUCAGCCGGCGGCUUUAUCCACGGCUUCCGCUACACAGCCAGGGCCGUGUUCCGCUCAAUGGAGUGGCGGUACCACGGGGUGCCCUGGCCGUCGCAGACUCUGCCGUCCUCGCUGCUCCUCGCCACGGUCGCGCGGCGGAUUAACGAGGCCUCGGGGCCCUACCAGAUGUUCAGCGUGCUGGGGGACCUCGCCCUGCUCAAACGUGACGGCGCCGAGUUCGAGUAUCUGGAGGAGUACCCCAUCGCGGCCCUGCCGGCGCUGACCGCGAACACGGGCAAGUCGGCAGAGGGCGGCCUGCUGGUCGUCAACAUGGAGUACGGCAAGAACUUCUCGGGACCCGGGGAGGACGUGUUCCGCACGAACCGCGCCGUCGGGGCGCCCCUCGACGCCUGGCGCUCCAACUUCCUCCACCCCGUCGUCUACUAUUACGAGCGGCUGCCCACCGAGUCGGAAAUGAGGAGGAGGCCCAAGAAGUGGCCGCUCCCUCGGCCGGACGCCAUCCACCACAUGGUCGAGGACUUCCUCACCGACUGGAGCGCUCCCAACACUCAUCUGCUGCCACUGCGCCGAUUCCUGGAGGCCUGCCUGCACAGAGACCUGCGCAGCUACUUUGCGGAGUCGUGCUUCAAGAUGGCCUUGACGAGUCAGCAGUCGCCGCUCUCCUGCCAGCAGGGCUACUCGGAGGGGCGCUCGCUGACCACCGACGGCCUCGUGUAGCACUGCCGCCGCUCCACAGACAUCUGGCAGUUUGUUUGUACCCACAGCUGGGGGGCCAUGCCAUUGCGAGCACUUGGAACGGCUGAAUUUUUUUGGCAGGAGCGCUACAUCACGGCCGCUUGCAGGACGGGGUUCAUCGGAGCCAAAACAAAAAGAAACGUGGCGCAACGUUGCAUUGGGUGACAUCGCCGUCGGCGGCGCAAAGACAUUUUAAAAUAGUUACACGAUGGAAAUAAUUGGUGAAUGUGAUUUUUUUUUUUUUUUUACGAUUUCCCUUCUAAAUCUGAAACGUUAAAACUCGCCAAACUCAUUCUUCGUCUACAACCGUUAUUUCCAAGCGGUACAAUCUGUGCGCGGGUGUCCCUUGCAUCACGGACGCAGUGGGAUUCUCCUUCUCUCGACACGUAUAUAUAUUUUUUUAUCUGCCGAUGAUCAAAUAAUCUUGAAGCCUUUUCGGGUUUGACCCUGCUUACCACUCGAAUGGGGUAACCGCCGGUACAGUACGGGACGCACGCCAGGCAUUGCGGAAGGCAAUCACCGAGGCAGCGGGCUGCACGGUGGCCGGUGAGAUGGCAGUACAGCGAUGGGGGCUCGGCACGCAUAGGGGCCGAAUGCAUUUCGUCUGCGAGUGGAUUUUGUAAAAAAAAGAAAAAUGUCCAACUCUGAAUCUCGGCACUCGUAUGCGUGGUUGGUUUUCCUCCGGGUACUGCUCCGGCGUCGUCCCACGUCGUCGCUUUAAGAUGUUCUGUGUUCAUAUUUUGUUUGUUGCAGGUUGCACCCGACUUAAGAGCCGCAUGGCUCACAGGGCUAUACCUAAUAAAUGAACUUGAACGUGAAGGCCAAUCACUCAUGAGUGGAAUUGGCCCAAACGUACCAAUGCAGGACCCUCCUGAAAAAGGGUCUUGAGGCUUUUCCGGGUAAAUUAUUGUGAUUUUUAUUGUUGUAACGAAUCGAAGGCCUAUAUUUACUGUGUGUCGACUGAUUUUCUGGAGUCUCUGUUAGCUCAUUUUUGAUACUCAUUUAUUUAUAUAAUUAUAUAAACGUUACUAUAUAUUAAAGUCUUGUUUGUAUAUACGUUACCUAUCUGUGUAUAAAUCUGCUUUCAUCUAUACGUUGUUGUUUUUUAUUGCGUAUUCUCUAACAACCCGAUCAUGGGUAUGCCAAGCUGAGAGAUGCAAUUGUAUUCCGAUGCCGUCUGAAAAUCAAAUUGUGUGCACGCGAUAAUAAACUUUGCCUGCGUGCCUGAGAUGUAUUAUUUCUGCCUUCAAACUUCUCGCCACAUCAACGGUGAACUAAGUACAUUACCCUGUACUGUCGCGCAAUAAUAAUGUGACUGAAUC
Molecule: messenger RNA, 3619 nt
Organism: Lethenteron reissneri (Far Eastern brook lamprey)
Lineage: Eukaryota; Metazoa; Chordata; Hyperoartia; Petromyzontiformes; Petromyzontidae
Gene: FOXRED2
Product: FAD dependent oxidoreductase domain containing 2
Biological process (GO): ERAD pathway
Cellular component (GO): endoplasmic reticulum lumen
Molecular function (GO): flavin adenine dinucleotide binding; monooxygenase activity
Source: RefSeq, a predicted model, not a curated record